Messenger RNA from Saccharomyces kudriavzevii IFO 1802, 786 nucleotides. RefSeq names its product proteasome core particle subunit beta 2 (gene PUP1). Gene Ontology annotation, molecular function: threonine-type endopeptidase activity. The record is from RefSeq and is a predicted model, not a curated record. The transcript has a single exon. Gene Ontology annotation, cellular component: proteasome core complex. NCBI's taxonomy places the organism in Eukaryota, Fungi, Ascomycota, Saccharomycetes, Saccharomycetales, Saccharomycetaceae. The coding region runs from base 1 to 786 and encodes 261 amino acids.
AUGGCAGGUUUAUCAUUUGAGAAUUACCAGAGAAAUAGUCUCUUAGCGGAAAACUCACACACACAACCCAAAGCCACUUCCACAGGUACCACCAUUGUGGGCGUAAAGUAUAAUAAUGGUGUAGUGAUAGCUGCAGAUACAAGGUCUACUCAAGGCCCUAUCGUGGCGGACAAGAAUUGCGCGAAACUGCACAGAAUUUCCCCCAAAAUAUGGUGUGCUGGUGCCGGUACUGCCGCCGAUACUGAGGCAGUUACACAGUUAAUAGGGUCUAACAUUGAAUUGCAUUCAUUAUACACUUCUAGAGAACCAAGAGUGGUUUCUGCUUUACAGAUGCUCAAGCAGCAUCUGUUCAAGUACCAAGGCCACAUUGGUGCUUAUUUGAUUGUCGCUGGUGUAGACCCCACCGGUUCUCACUUGUUCUCGAUUCAUGCACAUGGUUCCACUGACGUGGGCUACUACUUAUCACUAGGUUCUGGCUCUCUAGCGGCAAUGGCCGUGUUGGAAUCGCACUGGAAGCAAGACCUUACGAAGGACGAAGCCAUCAAGUUGGCCUCCGAUGCGAUCCAGGCUGGUAUCUGGAACGAUUUAGGGUCCGGUUCUAAUGUGGACGUAUGCGUUAUGGAAGUAGGUAAGGAUGCCGAAUACUUGAGAAAUUACUUGACUCCAAAUGUGAGAGAAACGAAGCAAAAAAGCUACAAAUUCCCCAGAGGCACCACUGCCGUGCUCAAGGAAAGCAUUGUCAACAUUUGCGAUAUACAAGAGGAACAAGUCGACAUUACAGCAUGA